Messenger RNA from Closterium sp. Naga37s-1, 268 nucleotides. Lineage: Eukaryota; Viridiplantae; Streptophyta; Zygnematophyceae; Desmidiales; Closteriaceae. The record is from the annotation of a GenBank genome assembly.
CAGUGGGGGGGAGGGGAUCUGCCAUCCCCCUGGUGCGGAUGCGGCAGUGGGGGGAGGGGACCAGCAGCACCUGCCUGCCCCCCCCGCCCCCCCCCCCCCCCAUCUCUCUGCUGCGGGUGCAGCAGUGGGGGAGGGUAUGGGGGUGGCGGGUGUGGCCAACCCGCCAGCCCUGCUGCGCCCCGCGCACCCUGCUGCCCUGUGCGCCCCGUGCGCCCUGCUGCCCUGCUGCCCUGUGCGCCCCGCGCGCCCUGCAGCCCUCUGUGGUUGA